Molecule: messenger RNA, 1905 nt
Organism: Aspergillus ochraceoroseus IBT 24754
Lineage: Eukaryota; Fungi; Ascomycota; Eurotiomycetes; Eurotiales; Aspergillaceae
Product: putative mucin
Exons: 3
Coding region: 1-1905 (634 amino acids)
Biological process (GO): regulation of cyclin-dependent protein serine/threonine kinase activity
Cellular component (GO): nucleus; cyclin-dependent protein kinase holoenzyme complex
Molecular function (GO): cyclin-dependent protein serine/threonine kinase regulator activity; protein kinase binding
Source: RefSeq, a predicted model, not a curated record
AUGUCUCUACCGGUCCCUGCUACGAAUCCGUAUCUCGCCGUUCCACCUCCAAUUACUCCAACAAUCCCUCACGAGUCGCGGAUAGGAGGUUCAACGUGUGCGACGAAGCAACACCUUCAGAGUAUCUCGGAGGUCCCUGAUCUCCACUGGACCGCUCCCUUUCGGGACGGUCUGCCAACCCCCCCCAACGAUAUGAAUAGCGUCGCUUACAACAGUCUCCCGUCCGCCUAUGGGGCUAAGCUGGACGGGAUGACCCUUCCACCGUACAACAAAGUUCCCUCAUACUCGCGAACGAACCCCAACUUCUUUAAUGGAAUCGUACAGCAUCCCAAGCCGCAGAGCCAGCAGCCGUUGAUCAAGGAGGAGCCAGAGACCCGGGGAAAGGACAAGAACAAUUCCUCCGUUUCAUAUCUCCAGAUCCCGUCAUCGAUCAAUAACACCAAGGGUAGUUUGGCGGAGUUUGCUGCUCAGAUGACUUGCUUGUUCUGGUUUGAAAGCACCUCGAAGUUAACAGCGAUUGAGGAUCGUGCAAGUUCCGGUACUUCUAUCGCUCCCGAAGCGAUUCCCUCACUUGGAUUCCAGAAAUGGGUGUCCAACAUUCUGUCGACAACCCAAGUUAGCCAGAAUGUCAUCUUGCUGGCAUUGCUUUUUGUCUACCGAUUGAAAAAGUUCAACCCCGGUGUACGAGGAAAGAAGGGCAGCGAGUAUAGACUUAUGACUAUUGCUUUGAUGCUGGGUAAUAAAUUUCUCGAUGAUAACACCUAUACAAAUAAGACAUGGGCUGAAGUGUCGGGUAUCUCGGUUCAGGAAAUCCAUGUCAUGGAGGUUGAGUUUUUGAGCAAUCUUCGAUACAAUCUCUACGCAUCCGAGAGCGAAUGGGCUAAGUGGCAUGCGAAACUGGGUCUUUUCGCCGACUUCUUCAACAACGCACCCCUGGCUUUAGAGAAACAUGAAGCACCUCCAGCACCUCCGAUGCUUCAUAUUUCACCAAUUAUGGGACCAACGGCACGAAACAAGUUGUCGCCAACUUCGUUGUCGAAGUUACCUUCACCUCCUGCUGCUGCUGAAUCCCUUCGGGCACAACACUGGAACCUACCACUCAAUGGCUCAUCAUACACCAACGUUCCCCAGCUUGUGAGUGAUGUGCCACAAGUCACUUCUCGGAAGCGGGCUCGUGAUGACUCGGCUGGAGAGCAUCCGGCGAAGAAAGUCGUCAUGCCUAACACCAUUCCUAUCCCGGUCUCAUCGCUGCCUACUUCGAUUCUCUCAACUAUCCCAGCUUUACCUCCUAUGUUGGCACCCACUGCUGCUCCGUCUCAGCAGACCGUUCCAUCUGCUGUCUCACGACUACCUCUUCCUACUCUUCCUCCUUCCUCUAACACGUUAGCUCCAAGUGUUCCCGCCUCCGUCCCUCAGUUCCCACCUACGGUGGGGCGUUCGACGAUUCCUCCCGUGUACAACCCCGCGAGCUGGGCUGCACCGAUUCCAACACCAACAGCAGUUCAGUCUCUGGCAAAUGGCCUGUUGAAUCCGGCAAUUUCCCUGCCUGACCCUGCCAGACAUCAUAACAGCCCCUUUGCGGUGACUUCGGCGACUGUUUCCCCAGCAGUGUCUGUCUACUCUGCCCACACUCCUCAGACUCAUCUAUCCCCGUCGUUUUUCUUGGCGAAUAGGAAUUCCCCUUACCGUCCUGUUCGUACAGUCAACACCCUUUUGAUCCCUCCGCCAUCCGCCUCUCUUCAGCACCAACGAACUAUCCCCUUCGACCACAUGCACUACCAACCGCUCGGCAAGACCGCCGCGGAGCGCAAAACUGGCCUGUUGCCUUACCUUCACCAAGAGGCCUGGCCCCAGGGAGGCUUCCAUUACCCCCCCUUCCAUCCAACACCGAAUUAUUCUGGUUGA